Messenger RNA from Funneliformis caledonium, 240 nucleotides. The record is from the annotation of a GenBank genome assembly. NCBI's taxonomy places the organism in Eukaryota, Fungi, Glomeromycota, Glomeromycetes, Glomerales, Glomeraceae.
GAAUGGCACGAUGAAUAUAUUAGUUUUUACACUAGGGCAGGCUCAGUUAUCGCCGAAGGCGUAUUAAGUUCUUGUUACGACGAUUGCCCUCCUUCUCAGUCGCUCAUGGACCUUGUUUUUUUACCAGUACGCUGGUGGACCCUUUUUAAACCAAGCACGCAUCGCGAAAGCCGCCUUCAUCCCUAUGUUCAGUUCUUGGAAACAGCAUAUUUUUCUUUUAUCAAUUUAUUUGUGCAAUAA